CCACAAUCUUAAAAGAAGGCUUACGCGGAAAUCUAAAUGUUACUUUUUUUUUUAAGCCGGGUUGCAAAUAUUAGCAUGAAUGUGAUUUUUUUAUGUGUCCCUGUAACUUGAUUCAUGCCUUGUGGAGGAUUACUCAUUUUUUUGAAACUGUCAGUGUGAUCCAAGUAAAAUUAAAUGUUUAGCAACUUCAUCCAGUAAAAUGCAGUAUUUAGCGUGUGUGAUGUGCAUAUUAUUUCUCACAAUUGUCUUCUACAGUCAAUGCACUGAUGCCAUAGACGAAAAAGAUCUGUGUUCAACGUGUAGAAGAAUAAACGAUAACUUCGCCAAGGGAUUAGAGGAUACAGCAAAAAAGAAUUUUGGGGGAGGAAACACUGAUUGGGAAGAAAGAAGACUAUCAAAAUAUGAAACCAGUGAGAUUCGCCUUGUGGAGAUUCUCGAAAACCUGUGUGACAGCAGCAGCUUUGAAUGCAAUCAGAUGGUAGAGGAACACGAAGAACAUUUUGAGAACUGGUGGUUCAAAAAGAAAGAGAAAUACCCUGAUCUUUUUAAAUGGUUCUGUAUUGACACCAUUGAAGUGUGUUGUCCUAAAGGAACAUUUGGCCCUGACUGCAAUGCUUGUAUUGGGGGAUCGGAGCGCCCGUGUCAUGGCAAUGGAGCCUGUGAUGGCGAUGGCACCAGGAGAGGGAGUGGUAAAUGUAGCUGUCAUGCUGGAUACGAAGGAGAAUUCUGCUUGGACUGUGCUGCUGGGUUUUAUAAUGAAGAACGGAAUGACACUUUCUCAUUGUGCACAGAAUGUCAUAAUUCCUGCAAGACAUGCAAGGGCCCAACUAACACAGAGUGUGAUGAAUGCAAACCUGGCUGGAGUGAGGAUGAUGAAGGAGCAUGCAACGAUGUGGAUGAAUGCUCAAAUGAAACAUCUCCUUGUGAGGAAAAUCAGUAUUGCCUAAAUACAGAAGGUUCCUUUUCCUGUAAAGCUUGUGACAGAGCAUGUGCCAGUUGUACCAAGGAAGGUUCUGAUAACUGCGUGAGCUGUGCACCUGGCUAUAAUUUAGAAGAUGGGAAGUGUACAGAUGUUGAUGAAUGCAAUCUGCCUGACAAAGUAUGCUUGCGGGAAAAUGAGGAGUGCACCAACACCCAGGGCAGCUACAAAUGCUUUUGCUCCAAUGGUUUUGAAGAUAAGGAUGGAGUCUGUGUAAAAACAGAAGAGACAGAGAAUUCGGAUUCCUCAGCAAUAGACUCUUCAAAAUUAUCCACUGAAGGAGUGCAUGAAGACUUAUAGUAUUUUUUAAUUCAGUUCUCCAAGACCACUUCGUUAAAUUAUUUGAACCCGUUCUGCACUUGCAUAUUUAACAGCACUAUUUGGACCAGAUUUUUUAACUAAAAUAUUGGAGGGGGGAACAAUUGAUGAAUAAAGUUUAAUUGAAUUUA
Messenger RNA from Lepisosteus oculatus (spotted gar), 1428 nucleotides. It is a transcript of the gene creld2, whose product is annotated as cysteine-rich with EGF-like domains 2. The record is from RefSeq and is a predicted model, not a curated record. Gene Ontology annotation, molecular function: calcium ion binding. NCBI's taxonomy places the organism in Eukaryota, Metazoa, Chordata, Actinopteri, Semionotiformes, Lepisosteidae.